AUGAAGGUGAUUGACGAUUUCGAGAGUCACGAGGCUCGGCCCAGCAGAGAUCUGCGGUCAGAGAUCUGCGGUCAGAGAUCUGCUGGAGCCUGCCUGACGUGCAGGAGGAAAAUCAAGGUCAAGGAGAGGAUGAUGCUGCUCUGUUCACAGAUUCAUUCCAACCUUCACAUGUUGGCAAUGGCCUGCAAUCUAAUGGCAUGUCUACGAUUUCCUCCUCUCACAGCGUCUGGGAACCUAUGGAAGACUCGGAUGUCUACAUUGCUAGUUUAGGUAAAGUCAAUCUAAUAUCAACCUUCUGUCAUGGCUCAUGUGUGUCCCUUCACCCUUAUCUAUGGCCCAGUUGAUGCCAACAAUACUUUCAGUCUCACGGUAAUUGACCAUUAAUUAACAUAAACAUGUUUAAUUUCUCCAGGCUCUACUCAUACAAGCUUCUGAUGCGCGUCUUUGGAACAUCUACAUUUAAAAAAGUAUAAUAAAUCAUUAAAUGCAUUAUUUAUGUUAGUCAGGUCUAAAGAAACAUGAUAUGAUUAUUUAUUUUUUCAGAAGAACAGAAUAUGAGUUGGCCUACUGUAUGUUAUCUGGCUAUGCGCCAUGCCAUAGGCUGUAGGCUUGUUCAUUUAGCAGACAAGAUCUGCUUAUAAGUCCUUGCCAUUAUUUUAUAUUAUAGGAUUUUAUAGUAAGAAGAAUAUAUUUUAACUUAGCUGAAUAAAAUAUAAUCUAUAUUUUUCCCAUUCUGGAGCGAGAGUGCGCGCAAAUGAAGUGGCUAUGUUGAGCGUAAAAGUGAUCAUUUGAAACAGGUCUUAGAGUUAUUUGGCUCCAUGUUUUCCACUCAGUUUUUUUUUAUUUUAGUUUUUUUUGUAAUUUAGCAGCUCUUAUCCAGAGCGAUUUACAGUUAGUAAGUGCAUACAUUAUUAUACUUUUUUUUAUACUGGGCCCCCGUGGGAAUCGAACCCACAACCCUGGCGUUGCAAACGCCAUGCUCUACCAACUGAGCUACAUCCCUGCCGGCCAUUCCCUCCCCUACCCUGGACGACGCUGGGCCAAUUGUGCGCCGCCCCAUGGGUCUCCCGGUCGCGGCCGGCUACGACAGAGCCUGGAUUUGAACCAUGAUCUCUAGUGGCACAGCUAGCACUGCGAUGCAGUGCCUUAGACCACUGCGCCACUCGGGAGAGCAGUUUCAACCUAUUGUUGAACUUCUUUCUCAGAUUGAUCAAUCACAGUGAGGUGAGUUUUAAAACCAUAUACUGUUUUGAUAAUAAGUGUUUGAUGUGAUUUUCGAUUGCAUUUGCAUUAAUGUCAGAGUGGUUAGUGGGACAAUAGAGCUCUGAGUACCAGGCCAUUAGCGACCUGAUGAUCGUUAGCGAGUUGGGUAGGCUACUACUAACACAUGUCCAGAGUGCAUAAGAGGAGAUCCAGGCUUUGUCGUAACCGGCCGCGACCGGGAGACCCAUGGGGCGGCGCACAAUUGGCCCUGCGUCGUCCAGGGUAGGAGAGGGAAUGGCCGGCAGGGGAUGUAGCUCAGUUGGUAGAGGCGCACAAUUGGCCCAGCGUCGUCCAGGGUAGUGGAGGGAAUGGCCGGCAGGGGAUGUAGCUCAGUUGGUAGAGCAUGGCGUUUGCAACUCCAGGGUUGUGGGUUCGAUAAAAAAUAAUGUAUGUGCUAACUGUAAGUCGCUCUGGAUAAGAGCGUCUGCUAAAUGACUAAAAUGUAAAUGUAAAAAUGAGAUUACGGUGACUCAACUGUCAUGUAGAAUUUUACUGCAGUCAUGACUCAUGACUGCAGGUGUGGCGGUAAUACGGUCACCGCAACAGCCCUCUAUCCAUCAACCCUGGUCCUUGCUAGUAUGGAAGAAAAGAUGCCUAGGGCCAGUGUUGGUGACCAUCACCACUGCUUUACUGUAGCUAAGAGGGUCAGCCUUCUUCCCUUUCUCUAUGUUGGAUAGGUGUAAGCAGUAGUAGUAAAUGUUAAGUUCAUGCAUCAGUUUUAUGUCCAGAAAGAGAAUGAAUUGGGAAAGUAUCCAAACACGGGUUUUACUGUUGAUCCUAGUCUCCCCUAGCAACACACUGCAAAGUCUAAUUUUUACUUGGCUAUUUGGAAUGGAUUGUGAGAGCCAGAAAUCAAGGUCCCAUAUUACUUAACAUACUAUUGAAGUUGAAUAUAAAUCCUGUCUUUCAGAGAACCGUCUGAAGAGAAUAAAGGGCCAGUCUGCUGAGGUGACGUCCAGGGAGAUGCUGCGCUCCCUAUCUCAGGCCAAAAACGGAAUCCUGGGAUAGAUUUCCUGCACGACGCUCUGAACUCUUUCAGGGGGGAAGAGCUAGAUCAGAAGUGAGCAGAAGAGCAUCGUUUGUUGUACAGGCAGAAGUAGGGCUAUUAACUCACUAUCUCUGGGCAGCUUUGAAGGCUGAGCGUGUAAAGUUUCUUACAGGUCCACUGAUUGUUCUGUUGUCAACCUUGCCUCUUUGUGUAAUGAUAGGAUGUGGGAUCAUUUCCCUUUCUCCCCAGUACCCUGGAGCAUCUAAAGCGUUGGCUGGUACCUGAGAAAGUGGCCAUCAGCGCUGAGGAGCUGGAGUUUCUCCUGCUGUCACUGAGCCGAGAGUAG
Coregonus sp. 'balchen' is the source of this 2597-nucleotide messenger RNA. Lineage: Eukaryota; Metazoa; Chordata; Actinopteri; Salmoniformes; Salmonidae. The record is from the annotation of a GenBank genome assembly.